Cucumis melo (muskmelon) is the source of this 1352-nucleotide messenger RNA. Its product is annotated as fatty-acid-binding protein 3, chloroplastic. The record is from RefSeq and is a predicted model, not a curated record. Gene Ontology annotation, molecular function: intramolecular lyase activity; fatty acid binding. Gene Ontology annotation, biological process: fatty acid metabolic process. The transcript has 5 exons. Lineage: Eukaryota; Viridiplantae; Streptophyta; Magnoliopsida; Cucurbitales; Cucurbitaceae. The coding region runs from base 104 to 940 and encodes 278 amino acids. Gene Ontology annotation, cellular component: chloroplast stroma.
CUCCACCAAAACAUCUCCUCUCUUAUCCACUCCUUUUCACUUUUGUAUACAACCAAUUCAAGAUCCCACUCAGAGUAUUGAAAGAGCAGAAGCAGUCUCUACAAUGGCUGCAAAUGUUGUAAAUCCCACCCCAUUAAGCCUCCCAUUAUCCGUUCCUACUGGGAAAUUGAAUUCCAAUCCCACAAUUUGCCUCUUAACGAAACCCUCAAUUCCUACUCUCUCAAUUCACUCUACUUUCUCUCUCAACAACAACUUCUUCAGAUUUUCUUCCAAUUUCUCUCUCAAGCCUUCUUCUUCCCUUGCUUCAGUUGGAAAUGCAGGAUUUGUGGAGGAACCUUCAACCAAUGUCAAAUUUCCAACGUCCUUAACUCUACCGGGCUGCUCAACUUCGCUGUCGCUGCUAGGCACAGGUUACCGAGAGAAAGUAUUUGCAAUCAUUGGUGUUAAGGUCUAUGCUGCAGGACUAUACAUCAAUUCGUCUGUCUCGAAUGAAUUAAAUGCUUGGAGGGGACGAUCGGCUGCUGCAAUUCAGGAGGACUCUUCCUUGUUUGAUAUAAUUUUUCAGUCUUGUUCAGAAAAAUCUUUACAGAUUGUUCUUGUUCGAGAUGUCGAUGGAAAAACUUUCUGGGAUGCCUUGGAUGAUGCCAUUUCUCCAAGAAUCAAAGCACCUACACCCGGUGAUGAAUCUGCAUUAUCUACCUUUCGUAGCAUCUUUGAGGGACGAUCUCUUAAGAAAGGAACUUUCAUAUUCUUGACUUGGUUGGAACCUCCAAAGAUGCUCGUUAGCAUCUCAAUAAAUGGCCCACCAACAGGAAUAGAUGCUACAAUUGAAUCAAAUAAUGUGACUUCGGCUCUUUUUGAUGUUUUUUUCGGAGACUCUCCUGUUUCUUCUACUUUGAAGGCUUCUGUUGCAACUGGAUUGGCUGCAGUUUUGAAAUAGAACCACGAUUUUCUUGUACUUUUAUUAGUUUGAAUGAAGAUUUGGAUAUGGUCCCGCCAAACAAGUUACAAAUGAGAGAUUGCAAUAAGUGUAAUACAUGUUAGAGAAGGGACUGACUCAAGAAUCCGUUACAUUGCUAUUUGACCUUAUCUGCUCAAGCACUUUAACAACCUCUGCCAUUGUUGGUCGCUGAGCGGGCUCCGGUUCAAGACACUUCAAUGCAAUGCUAAAUACGCCAUUAACCUCAUUAACCGGACAACUGCCCAAACUAUGGUCAAGUACAUAUUCUUCCCUUUUCUCCUGAACAACUGUUUUCACCUGUCAUUUAUAUGAUACCAUGAAAAUUAGAUAAGGAAUAGCUUGUUGUUCAAGUAUACACUCUUUAUGUGAAUGAUAUUUCCAUUUUAUAGCA